AUGUACUUUCAGUUGCUUCUUCGUCCGUUGAAAUUGAAAGAACAUUUUCGGGUGCUAAGUUGUUGGUUACAUGUAGACAACAGAUCAAAUUUGGGUUGGGAAAGAAUAGAACAAUGUGUGUUAAUAAGGGAAUGGGCAAACAUUUCAAGAGUAGAUAUUGUCGAAAACUCUGUCAUUUAUAAUUAUUCAAAUAUUUCAAAAAUGGUAUGA
Messenger RNA from Dictyostelium purpureum, 210 nucleotides. RefSeq lists its product as uncharacterized. NCBI's taxonomy places the organism in Eukaryota, Evosea, Eumycetozoa, Dictyosteliales, Dictyosteliaceae. Bases 1 to 210 code for a protein of 69 amino acids. The transcript has a single exon. The record is from RefSeq and is a predicted model, not a curated record.